UGGUGUUGCAGUGAUCAUUCAGAAAUCAGACGCAAGGAUUUUCUCCUACAUAAGCCUGGAUUUUUAAGCAACACCAACACAUUCCUGACCUUUAGAGAAAGCUCAGAUUGAGGUCCAAAGAGAAGGUGAACUGAUUGUUUGAGAACCAGGGAGGAAAAUGAUAAAACAGGUGUUGAUUUCGAUUGUGUUUGGUGCUGCUGUACUGACCGUAGGUAUUCUAAUCGGUCACUUUGGUAUCACAAAGAGUGGCAGCUCGGCCCCAUCCUGGGUAAAGGAUGUGGCGAAAGAUGUGGACGAGGACUUCGUUGAGAAAUUCAUGUCAACUGUGGACAACAUCCAGAUUCAGGAGAACCUAAGGGAGUUAACAAAAGUGCCCCAUAUGGCCACCACAGCUGGAGACGAGGAGACAGUGAACUUGAUGCUAAAGAGAUGGCAAGACCCCUCAACCGGCCUGGACCAGGCAUGGAGAGAGGAGUACCUAGUCCACCUGUCUUUCCCUGACCCUAAGAAUCCCAACAAGGUCACUGUAGUGAGCCCCUCUGAUACUGUGCUGCAUACUGCCAGAGAAAAAGAGAAGCGCUAUACACCAGACCAAGAUGAUCCUGAGGUGGUUCAGCCAUACGCUGCAUACUCCCCUCCUGGACACCCAGAGGGGAAACUGGUGUAUGCCAACCAGGGAAAACCAAGCGACUACCGAAAGCUGAACGAGACCAUGGACCUCAGGGGAACCAUCGCGAUCACCAGAUAUGGUGGAGCAGGGAGAGCUGCUAAAGCCAUCAAUGCAGCACCCUACGGUGUCAUUGGUGUGCUUGUCUACACAGAGCCUUUGGACAUCAAUGAUGGCCUCAUGUCAGACGUCAAUGAGACGUAUCCUCAUUCCUGGUACUUACCGCCCUCUGGUGUGGAGAGAGGUUCCUUCAACACUCACUAUGGAGACAUGCGCACACCCUACCUGGCUGCUAAAGAUGAAACUUACAGGAUUCCUGUUGAGGACAUUACAGGUAUCCCUCCUAUUCCAAUUCAACCAAUCGGAUUUGAGGACGCCUACAUACUAAUCUGUGCGUUAGGUGGAGAAGCGGCUCCAAGUGUAUGGCAGGGAGCAUUCAACUGUACCUACAACUUUGGUGGCCCGGGGUUCAGAAAUACAUCUGCUUUCAACAACAGUGAUGUGAGACUGGACAUCUUCAACAAUAACGUGUUGAAGAACUCCUCCAAUGUGAUGGGAAUUAUUAGAGGAAGUGUUGAGCCAGACAGGUAUGUGAUCUAUGGGAACCAUAGGGACAGUUGGGUUCAUGGUGCCAUCGACCCGAGCAGUGGGACGUCUGUCAUGCUGGAAAUUACCAGAGUGCUGGGCCAGAUGGUCAAGCAGGGCCUUUGGAGGCCUCGCAGGUCCAUUAUUUUUGGAAGCUGGGGAGCGGAGGAGUUCGGCCUUAUUGGGUCCGCAGAAUACACAGAGCAAUACUUUGCCAAGCUCAGUGAACGAACCAUUGCUUACAUCAACGUGGAUAUAGCUGUCUUUGCAAACGCCACUCUUAGAGCUUCAGGGAUGCCAUCAGUACAAAACGUCAUCUUCAAAGCCACAAAACAGGUCAAAGCAGCUGGGCUGGACACAUCUGUGUACGACAACUGGAUCCAAUAUUUCAACAGGACGAGCCCAGCACAUGGAAUCAUUCCCAGGGUGGGAUACCUGACAGGAGCAGGGAGUGAUUAUGCUGCCUUUGUCCAUUACCUGGGAAUUACUUCCAUGGACAUUUCAUACACAUACGACAGGAGUAAAACAAAUGCUCGGAUUUACCCUGCAUACCACACAGCAUAUGACACCUUUGACUAUGCCUCAAAGUUCAUUGAUCCUGGGUUCGUCAGUCACCAGGCCAUUGCCAGGACAGCGGGAAAUGUUCUGAUUCGGUUGGCUGACAGUCUGGUGUUGCCAUUAAACUGCAGUGACUACGCUGAGAGUCUGGAGGACUACCUCAAAACAGCAGUGCAGCUAUAUCAGGAUAAACUGCAAACUCAGAAGAUCUCCAUGGAACCACUGAAACGUGCAGUAGCCAACUUUCGCAGUGCAGCUACCCAUUUGGACCAAGUUAUUCUGACUUCAGACCUGGUGAAUGAAACACCAAUGAAAAUCAGAAGGAUCAACGAUCAGCUCAUGCUGCUGGACCGAGCUUUCUUGGACCCUCUGGCCUUCCCAGAUAAAUAUGCAUACAGGCAUGUUAUCUGGGCUUCAAGUAGUGCAGGCAGGCAAACCUUCCCAGGUCUGGCUGAUGCCUACGCCAAUGCUGAGUUAACAGGUCAGCCCAGGGACUGGGACAAAGUGCACUACCACCUGUCAGUUCUGAGCCAGGCCAUCGAGGGUGCCGCCAACACACUGGUUGACGUCAUAUAAACGAGGUGGAGGAAGGAGAGAGGAACUACAUUCACACAGGGACUUUUUUUUUUAAAUAGACAGAGACCUACAACCAAUGAGCACUGAUCUGUUGGGCCAUGAUGGGACUAUUUAUAGAUAAUAUUAAGUGAGAUGAUUUAGAAAUCAAUGAACAGAGGCUGUCACCAAACAGUAACACAAGUUAUGUUUUCUAUCUUUGCCACGUGAUUAAAAUAUUUAAAUAUGA
Messenger RNA from Larimichthys crocea (large yellow croaker), 2612 nucleotides. RefSeq names its product N-acetylated alpha-linked acidic dipeptidase like 1 (gene naaladl1). Gene Ontology annotation, molecular function: carboxypeptidase activity. Bases 158 to 2386 code for a protein of 742 amino acids. The record is from RefSeq and is a predicted model, not a curated record. Lineage: Eukaryota; Metazoa; Chordata; Actinopteri; Sciaenidae. The transcript has 19 exons.